AUGAUGAUCAAGCAAUCUAUCGUUUAUUUCUUGCUAUUAGAAAUAAUUAACACUCAAUCUUCACAUACUUGUCCUACUGGUUGUUCAGCAUGCAGUGGAGCUAGUGGCAAUUGUAGUGGUUGCUUAUCUGGAUAUUACUUGGUAGGGUAAAAUUGUAAUGCAUGCCCAGCAAGUGGUUGUCCACUAUGUCAACUACCAUGUUCAACAUGUGUAACAGGUAGUUCAAAUUGUUUAACAUGUAAUGACUCUGCUAAUUAAGAGUUGUCUGCAUGUUAAUGCAAAGCAGGAUAUAUAAUGAACACCUCAAAUUACUUAUGCAAUUAAUGUUAAUUUCCAUGUGCCACAUGUUAAACAAAUGUUAAUUAUUGUUUAACAUGUGCUUCAACCUAUACAUUGAACUCUACUAAUCAUACUUGUGAAUGUUAAAAUAACUAAUAUGAGUCGAAUAGUAAUCCUAAAACAUGUUAAAAUUGUACUAGUCCAUGUUAAACUUGUACUUCAUCAGAUACUUUUUGUACAUCUUGUGUAUCAGGAUUAAACAAAAAACUAUUCAAUAAUUAAUGUGUUUGUGAUGAUGGCUUUUAUGGGAGUGCCACUUGUACAGCUUGUAAUAAACCAUGCAAAAAUUGUAGUUCAAGUACGAUAUGUACAACAUGCAAUGACCCAAUUCACCAAACAGGAACAUCAUGCACAUGUCCAGCAACUUUCUUUAUGAAUACGUCUUUUAUGUGUUAAAGUUGUGUAAGUCCUUGCUUAAAUUGUACUUCAGAAUUAUUAUGUACAUCCUGCAUUGAUAACUAUUUCCUUUCUGUAAACUCAUGUAUAUAGUGUAAUUUGCCAUGUUAAAAUUGCGUUGAUCUUGCUACAAAAUGUACUUUAUGUGCUGAUGGAUAUUUCAUGGAUAAUUUAUUAGCUUGUUAACCAUGUAUAUAUCCUUGUAGUAAAUGUUAAAAUAAUGGUAAUUAUUGUUUAGAUUGUGCAUCAACUUAUGUGAUGAGUACUUCAAUCCCAAACACAUGUGAUUGUCCAUAUAAUUCUAUUAAAGUAUUAACAAAUAAUCCCAUAAAUUGUCAACUUUGUACUUAACCAUGUGAUACAUGUUUAGGAACAUCAACAAAUUGUUUAACAUGCUUAGAUAAUAGUUUAACUAUCAAUUCUUCUAAUUAAUGUGUUUGUAAUUCUGGUUAUGUUUUUGAUAGUAGUUUUCAUUGCAUACCUUGCUAAAGUCCUUGUUAAACUUGUUCAGGUAAUGAUACUCACUGUGAUACUUGCACUGAUUCAAAUCAUUUAAUUAAUGCAGCAUCUCAAUGCAUUUGUAAGGAUACAUUUUAUUCAAAUACCGUUAGUACUUGUGCAUAAUGUACAUACCCUUGCUAAAAAUGUGAUGCUAAUGGAUGUAUAACAUGCAUCGAUGUUAAUAAAAUAGCUAAUUCUUCUUAACAAUGCGUUUGUAAACCAGGAUUAUAUGAAGAUGGACUUAAUUGUUUAUAAUGUGCUUUUCCUUGUAAAACUUGUGAAAUUCAAGAAGAUUAAUGUUUAACAUGUAUUGAUACAAAUUAAACCUUAAUCAACAACAAAUGUGUAUGCACAGAUGGAUAUUUUGAAAUCAAUAUGUAAUGUUAAUAAUGUGACAUUUAAUGUUAUACAUGCUCUCAACAACCUGAUAACUGCCUUAGUUGUAACGAAUAAGCAAAUAGAAAACAAUAGAAAAAUAAAUGCGUUUGUUCGGAUGGUUAUUUUGAAAAUGAAAAUAAAGAGUGUUAGCCAUGUAAUUCCAAUGAGGGUAAAAUUAAUAAGGAUUGCAAAUAUAAAGACUGCUCUGACAAUAUUUGGACAUAAGGAGAAGAUUGUGAUGAUGGGAAUAAUGAAUCUAGAGACGGUUGCUCAAAUUGUAAAAUUGAUAAAGAUUAUUCUUGUAUCAAUACCUUACUUGAAUCAUCAUUUUGCUUUAAAUGUAGUGAUAAUUGUAAAGAAUGUUAAAUGAAUAAAAUCUAAAAAUAGGUUGUUUGUAUUAAAUGUAAUUAAGGAUAUUUCUUAUAAUAAAACUAAUGUGCUUAAUGUGCUGAAAAAUGUUUAGAUUGCAAAAGCAGUGCUUCAAAUUGUAUUAGUUGUAGAUAUUAAACUAAAUCAAAUGGAACAUGUUAAUUAUGUGAGAGUACAAUUGGUUAUUAUUCUGAUCAAAUUAAUAAUAGAUGCUAUUCUAAGUGCGGAGAUUCAUUUAAAACUACAGAAGAAGAAUGCGAUGAUGGUAAUUUAUUAUCAGGAGAUGGAUGCAAUUAAUAUUGUAAAAAGGAGAAAUAAUUCCUUUGUCAAGAUGGAAUAUGUAUUAUACCUGAAUAUCCCAUUCCAGUAUUAUUAAGCUAUGGAGAUACUACCUUAUAUAAUAAUAAAAGAAAAUUUAAAUUAGAAUAUAAUACUCUUUUAAAUUUAACUCAAGAUAAUAUUAUAGAGAAGCAGUUAAAAUUAUAUAUAAAAAAAUAAAUGAAUAUUAAUCCAAUUGAUAUUCCUUAUAUAAUAGAAAGAUAAUAUUCAUUUAAUAAUCAAGGUAACAUUAAUUUUUCGGUAAGUGUCGAGAUAUUAUUUAAUCGAAGUACAACCAAUGAGGAACUUUUAAUUAAAUAUCUUAAUGUAGAAUAGAUUAUAUCAAAUAAAGGAUACUCAUAAAUAUAAAAUGAAAUUUCGGCUUUAAUUCCUAAAUUUAUUUAUAUAGAUUAAACUGCUGUUGCUUAAGUUGAAAUGGCUACAUCUAGCAAUUCAAUUUUGUUGUAUAUUAUGGCUUUUAUGGCUGGAGGAGCAAUUUUGUUUGGUGGUUUAGAAAUAUUUUAUAAUUUAUUAGAUACAAUUUAAAUGUUAUCAUACUUAAAAUACAUCAAUACUCAAUAUCCUUAUAAUCUCGAAACAUUUUUUGAUUUUUUUGGUUUUGCCUAGCUCAGUUUUAUUUCAAAAUAUUUGAAUUUAUAAGAAUAAAUUGAUCCUUAUAUUGCUUAUGAAAAUCUAAAACCUAUACCAGAGAAAAUAUAAAUGGAUGAUUUUAAUUCUUUAUUUAUUAUAAAUGGAUCAUCAAUUGUUUUUGUUUGGCUCACACUUAUAGGAAUUUAUUUGACAUCUAAAAAUAUUCCAAGAAUUUUGUCUAAGAUUAGAUUUAAAUAUUAUAACGACAUCCCAGAAAAAUUAGAUUUUGAACUUAAACUCAAGUUUUGGUUGUUAGCUUUAAAAAUUUAUAUUGUUGAACUAUGUUCAAUGAUAGUAUCUGAGUUUUUCUACAGCGGUAUUUUAAGAACUUUCAUUGCUACUGCUUAUGACUAUUCAUUUUCAAUGUCUCUUUAACUUUCAGCAUUACAAAUAGAUUCAUCAGAUGGUCUUGUUGGAUUUAGUUCUUUUUUAGCUCUGAUGGCUUUAGGAAUAUAUUUAUUUACUAUCUAUUUUGUCACAAAAAUAUGUGGCGAUCCUAAUUUUAAGUAUAAAGAAUAUUAGAAUAAACUUAAGUAUUAGUCCCUAUUUGAAGGCAUUAAAAAUGAUAUCUAUAGUAAAUAUUUUAAUGCUAUUAGUCUCAUCUAAAAAUUACUUUUCAUAAUUAUCCUGAUAUUUUGCUAUAAAUCACCUUUUUAUUAGACAAUAAAUUUAGCACUUUUAUCAGUUUUAUAAGUUAUAUUUUUAUUUCUUUUUAAACCUCUGGAUGAUAAAAAAGAGUUUAUAAAGUAAUUUUCAUGCGAAAUUAAUAAAACAAUAGCAUUAUUUUUUAUAUUAGGGUUAGUUUAUGAUUAAGAAUCCAAACUUCUAGGUGAAAACAUGCGAUCGAUUAUAGGAUGGAUUUGCAUAGGUAAUAUUAGUUUAAUUUUUGCAAUUUAAAUCAUAAUCGAUGCUAUUCAAUAAUGGAUGCUCUUAAUUAAAAAAUAUAGGAAGCUAAGAAGAUUUGUAGAUAAAUUUUAUCAAUACAUAGCUCCACAAAAGCCUAAAUAAGUAGAUCAUCGACUUUUUACAUAAGGAACUAUAAAAAAUACUUGA
This is a messenger RNA of Paramecium pentaurelia, 4005 nucleotides long. NCBI's taxonomy places the organism in Eukaryota, Ciliophora, Oligohymenophorea, Peniculida, Parameciidae. The record is from the annotation of a GenBank genome assembly.